AUGCCCAAGAACAACUACGACGAUGACGACGACGACGACGACCUGCUGAUGGCGCUGCAGAGCAUGGAGCCAUGCGGCAAUUGCGGCGCUGAUGGGGCCAAGAUCCCGUGUAUGAGUGGCUGUGGAGAGGUCUUUUACUGCUCUCGGGAGUGCAACAUGCACCACGCGUCCGCGCAUCGUCUGCGGUGUCGGAACUUGCGGUGCUCCAAGUUCAACGACUCGGAGUCCGAGUCAGGGGGAUCGGACGACUCGGAAGAGUACGAAACGGACUCGGGAGCCGAGUAUGAGACGGACUCGGACGAGGACGAAGACGAGGAAGAGGAAGAAGUGGAGGAAGCCAAGUCCAAGAAGAAAAAAGGCAAGAAAAAGAGCCGGACCAAGUCCCGACGGGUCAAUAGCUCACGCAGUGUUGAAUCGUCUGGUAGCACGGUUGCGCGAACUGUCAGCGUCGACGCGGAUGUCGAGAAACGCAUUGAAGAGAAGAUCUUGCGGCGGCUGAAAAAGCAGGAGGAGGCGCGCAUUGCUCAGGCAAUUGAAAAUCGCAUGCGUGAGGAGAAAGCGAAUUGGCGCGACGACGAAAUGAAUCGCAUCAUUAUGGAAAUGCGGGAACGCUUUCAGAGCGAAAUGACGACGUCGACCUUCUGGACCGCAUUGGCCAAGAAGAACGGAUUGGAAAUGGAAUCACAGGAAAUGCAGACGCUGCAGAAGUCGAUGGAACACUCGUUCCUGGCGUCCAACCCACAGUCUGAGGACAAGGUGGCUGUGCCACUUUCGGCUGAAGAGGCUGUCGCGGCUGGAGUCGCUGCGAUCGAUGGAUCUGCGGAGGCUACAGUUAGUCGUCCUCGCACGGUGUCGAAAGAGUCAUCAUGGAACAACGCUUGUGCAGCAUUUGAUGCACUGCGUGUGGUCGUGUGGAAGCACAGUUUCUUGCCUCGUCUGCAGUUUUGUGCUGAUGGCACUGCAGGCAUAUGGAAUACUGUCACGAAGCUGGAUGCUGACGAGUCAUUGGCGCACAUUUGCGUGGGUGACAAGUUGCUUUCGAUUAACGGACGGUCUAUAGACGAUGCGGUGCAGACUGAGGAUGACCUGAAUGACGUAUUCGCGGCAUAUGCAUCGCCUAUAAUCAUGAAGUUUGAGGCAAGAGACCCGUCUUCACGAACGUGUAAGAUACACGACUAUACAGUAACGUGGUCGAAUGGGCCGCUCGGUGUCACGUUGAAGGAUGACUGUGCCACGCAGAAGAUUCCCAUCGUCAACCGCUUGACCAAGAAGUCGGGAUCAGUGGCUGUGAAGCAGAAUAUUGCCAUCGGCGACGUUCUCGUUGCUAUAAACAACAUCGACACUAUCCAGCUCGGCUGUUCACUUUCCAUGUCGAUUCUAAAGAAGGUGCAGUUACCUGCUAAGCUCCGAUUCCGCGGUGUCGGUGGGCCUACUCAACAACCAGCAGUAGACACGGAAUCGCCUUCCGCGGUGCCACCGCGUAAUAUUGUGACUGUUUCACGUGCGCCCAGCACUACGAAGCACGAAGAUGUCAGUGCCUCCAUUGACGAUCGCGCGCCGUCAGUGAUGAACCUCAGUAUCAGCAUGUCACGACCGAGCAAGUACUCAGUCAAUUGGGGUGAAGGGCCGUUAGGUCUAACGAUCAUUCCAGGUCUGCACGACGGCGAUCUUCCAGUUAUCAAAAAGGUCACUGGUACGGGUAACUCCGUAGGUAUUGACAAAGCGCAGGUGGGCGACUUCUUGGAGAGCAUGAACGGCAUCAAGGCAGCAUCGAUGCACUUUGAAGAUGUCGUUUCAUUUUUGAAGACGGCGCCAAAACCUGUGUUGUUGCGAUUCCGCUCGGCCCUGGUUGACGAUGAUACUAGAGACCCAUAUUCGCACCGUAGCAAUGGUACGGCCCUUUCUGCUAGAAGUGAUGGUAGCAACUCGGCAAGGACGCAUUCGGGCUACGACAAUGCUCCGGCACACAUGAGUCCUCGUCCGCAGUCAUCACCAGUGCCAGCCCCUGCUGCGAGCUACCAUGCCACUGAAAUCACGAGGCAAGUGUCACGCGAGCCUCCAAGCGAUUUAUACAAGGUUGUGUGGGGGUCGGGCCCACUGGGUCUUACAAUCGACGCAAAACCGGAAACGGGUGCAUUCAUUAAGCGCAUUGCUUCUCAGGGCGCAGCAGCUCAUCUUGCUCAGGAUUGCGUCGGUGACGACGUCACGCACAUCAACGACAUGGACGUGUCACAUGUGGCAUUCUCGGACAUCGUAGCACAUCUUAAGAAUGUGCCACGCCCGGUGUCGCUUUUCUUUCGGCGCAAGUCCUCUCGUCAUCAUCAUGAACGACACGGUUCUUGGUCGUCAAAUUCUGGUGGAAACUCACCAACUCGGCACGCCGUACCUGCUCCAAGCCAUAGUCGGAAAGCAGCACUCGCCGCAGCUGGCGAGGACCAUGGUAUGCGCUCCUACAGCAUUGUGUGGCAAGAUGGCGCCCCGCUUGGCCUUUCGUUGCGUGGCGCCGAGAACGGGUUCGAGUAUCCUUACAUUAGCCGCGUUACAGGCACCGGGUGUGCAGCGCAUUUGCCACAGUCUGUGUUAAAUGACUGCCUAAUCUCAGUCGACGGCCGCAGUGUGCACGUUCGCGACAGAUCGUUCGAGGAAGUCAUGACAUUGCUCAAGGUGAUGCCAAAACCGUUGACAUUGACCUUCCAGACGCGAAAUGUGGGUGGCACACAGUCUCGUGCUCCAGCACCGUCACCAGUACCAACGUCAAUCCCAGCACCAGCUCCGCAGCAUCAACGUCGGGCGCCGUCACCUUCACCAUCACCACCACCGCCUCAGCCACAACAAACUCAGCAGCGAAAGGCGAUAAAGUCGCAAGAAUCGUACACAUGGCGGCAGAACCGGACUCCUCCCCCACCUGUGCCUGCCGAUCAGCCUCUGGCGCAGUGCAUCACGAGCUCGUCGGUCCUGGGUGGAAAUGGCACGCGUGGGCACAAUAGUAAUAAUCUCAGUAGAAGCUUCUUAGCAAACGGCGGUGACCGCGGGCUAAGUGCCGGUGCGACUCCGGGCAACGAGGACAAGUUCAGCAGCAUCCAAGCACCCUUCCUCAUGCAGAACAAGCUCUCGACUGGCCGCCGGCAAAAGAUGCUCAAGGGUCUCAAGAAGUAG
Molecule: messenger RNA, 3156 nt
Organism: Peronospora matthiolae
Lineage: Eukaryota; Oomycota; Peronosporomycetes; Peronosporales; Peronosporaceae
Source: the annotation of a GenBank genome assembly